This is a messenger RNA of Trachymyrmex cornetzi, 588 nucleotides long. RefSeq names its product small ubiquitin-related modifier. NCBI's taxonomy places the organism in Eukaryota, Metazoa, Arthropoda, Insecta, Hymenoptera, Formicidae. The transcript is spliced from 5 exons. The record is from RefSeq and is a predicted model, not a curated record. Bases 206 to 499 code for a protein of 97 amino acids. Gene Ontology annotation, molecular function: protein binding.
CCUAACCUAACUUCAUUCGCGUCGCGAGAAAAAAUUGAAUAAGUUUGUGAACGGCCGACCGUUACGGUCCUUCGUUUGCUCCCGGCACAAGAAGUGGACUAGACUGUGGAAACUAACAAAAACUCGGCGCCAUAUUGCGAUCUUGUGUUUGGUUAGCGUUUUCUGGCGCGUGGUGAAGAAGUUUGUUGUAAUUUAAUUGAUAACGAUGUCCGACAAUCAGGAACAAAAACCCGAAGCCGGUCCAGGCGACGCGAAUUCAGAGUACAUCAAGCUCAAAGUUGUUGGAAACGACAGCAACGAGAUUCACUUUAGGGUAAAGAUGACCACUCAGAUGGGCAAGCUAAAGAAGUCCUACAGUGAUCGCGUGGGUGUACCUAUGACAUCGCUUAGGUUUCUUUUUGAUGGUAAAAGAAUCAACGAUGAUGAAACACCAAAGCAGCUGGAAAUGGAAAAUGAUGAUGUCAUUGAAGUAUAUCAAGAACAAACAGGUGGUCGUUAAUUAAGUUGGAGGAGGAUCAUUCGUUCUAAUAUUUUAUAAAGUGGAAGUGACUCUAAUAAGAAAAAAAUGGACAAGUUUAUAAGUAUGCA